Amyelois transitella is the source of this 2132-nucleotide messenger RNA. RefSeq names its product alpha-centractin (gene Arp1). The coding region runs from base 132 to 1262 and encodes 376 amino acids. The record is from RefSeq and is a predicted model, not a curated record. The transcript is spliced from 9 exons. Lineage: Eukaryota; Metazoa; Arthropoda; Insecta; Lepidoptera; Pyralidae.
UCACGUUUAUUCUCCUGUCAUAAACUUUGGUUUCGUUUUGUCUUGUGUGCAAUGCAUUUGAUGAUCUCAUUUUAAUGUUUUAUUGAAUAAACACCGAAUUAUAUGAAUAAAUCAUCACAUAAACCUUAAAAAUGGAGUUAAACGAUGUAAUAGUUAACCAACCCGUGGUCAUUGACAAUGGUUCAGGGGUAAUCAAAGCUGGCUUUGCUGGUGACCAGAUUCCUAAAUGCAGAUUUCCAAACUACAUUGGGCGCCCAAAACAUGUCCGGGUGAUGGCCGGAGCCCUAGAGGGGGAGUUGUUUGUAGGCCCUCGUGCCGAGGAGCACCGCGGGUUGCUCAGUAUCAAAUACCCCAUGGAACACGGAAUUGUCACAGACUGGAAUGACAUGGAACGAGUCUGGAACUAUAUUUAUAGCAAGGACCAACUGUCAACGUUCUCGGAGGAGCACCCGGUACUGCUGACGGAGGCUCCCCUGAACCCACGUCGCAACAGGGAGAAGGCGGCCGAGGUGUUCUUUGAAACAUUCAACGUUCCAGCUCUGUUCCUGUCAAUGCAGGCGGUGCUAAGUUUAUACGCGACCGGGCGCACCACCGGCGUGGUCCUCGACUCCGGGGACGGCGUCACCCACGCGGUGCCGAUAUACGAGGGGUUCGCGAUGCCUCACAGCAUCAUGAGGGUGGACGUGGCCGGUCGUGACGUCACCAGGUACCUCCGCUUAUUGCUACGCAAAGAGGGCGUGAACCUACGCACAUCGGCCGAACUGGAGAUCGUAAAGGCGAUUAAGGAACGCGCCUGCUACCUCUCCCCUAAUCCCCUUAAAGAGGAGACCCUGGAGACUGAGAGAGCUCAGUAUACUCUGCCUGAUGGUACCCAGCUUGAGAUUGGACCGGCGAGGUUCCGUGCACCAGAAGUGCUGUUCAGGCCUGAUCUCAUCGGCGAGGAGUACGAGGGUCUCCACGAAGUGCUAAUGUUCUCCAUCCAGAAAUCUGACAUGGAUUUAAGGAAGGUGCUCUACCAGAACAUAGUGCUGAGCGGCGGCAGCACCCUUUUCCGAGGAUUUGGAGACCGCUUGCUGGCGGAGAUCAGGAGGCUGGCGCCCAAGGACAUGAAGAUCAGGAUCUCAGCGCCACAAGAGCGCCUCUACUCCACAUGGAUAGGCGGUUCGAUUCUGGCGUCCCUGGACACAUUCCGUAAAAUGUGGGUGUCUAAGCGCGAGUACGACGAAGAAGGUACAAGAGCUGUGCACCGCAAGACUUUCUAGACAAACAUACACACGGAAUAUAAGUUGAAUCAAAAUGGCGGCGAUUGAUAUUUGCUAGAUGUUACUGAAAUGCGAGAUAUCUGUGUUAACAUCUCGUUUUGGAUGUACAAAACUGACACUCGCGUCCUGCUUUUCAAAUACCGGUAAUUUUGGUAUAGGUACUGCCUUUAGUGUUACCGGUACUUGAGUCUCGAUCAGGCUCCGGUAAUUACUUGUGUUGUACAUUUUGCCUUGUACGGUACCGGUAUUUGGAAUUUUUUAAAGGAACGCAUUUAUUCAGUUGUAAAACAGUUUUGUAGGAUGUGAGUUUCGGUUUUGUAUUUUAAUUCUAUAACGCUUUCUCUGUAAAAUUAUUCAGUAUGUCAAAAUUAAUUCAAAACUAAAUAAUUAAUUUUAAAAAAAUUAACCGUUUCUUUAUUAUAUUCUUAUACUGAGUCUAAUUAAGUCAUAAAGCUGAACUGGGCCUUUUAGUGUUUUCAAGACUGUUGGCUCUGACUACCCUGUUAAGGAUAGAGACGUGAUUAUAUGUACGUGGAGUCCCAUAAAAACUAACGACUUUUCAGAUAAGGCUUUGAAUAGACUGUAUUAGCACAGGAAUGGAAAAAAGUGGGCAUCUAAAAUAUGUGCUCAUUUCUUUUCAUUCUAACAAAUUGAGAGCAUAAAAAUGUUAAAUCUAAAAAAUGAAUUUUCAAAAAUCAACCUUAAGUAGUCACUAAUAAAUAUGCUUAUCUCGCAAUAUUGCAAUUAUGUACAUUUUGUUUAGAUAUGAUUUACGCAGCUAAUGUAUGCAGAGUUAUGUGUAAGCACGAUAGUAUUUUAUUGUUUAAAGACAAUUUUUUUAUCUGUAAUAAAUUAUUUUUUUUCGUAUAA